Acanthosepion pharaonis is the source of this 1161-nucleotide messenger RNA. Lineage: Eukaryota; Metazoa; Mollusca; Cephalopoda; Sepiida; Sepiidae. The record is from the annotation of a GenBank genome assembly.
AUGCACAAUCAAUUCAAUCAUCUAUCUAUCUAUCUAUCUAUCUAUCUAUCUAUCUAUCUAUCUAUCUAUCUAUCUAUCUAUCUAUCUAUCUAUCUGAAUCCUUAUCUAUCUAUCUAUCUAUCUAUCUAUCUAUCUAUCUAUCUAUCUAUCUAUGUCUCUUUCGCAGGUGACAUUAUUCGAGCUGAUGGUGCCAAAGCAGGGAAAUUUGUCGACGACUUCUACCGGCUACCCGUCGAUGUUGAUGCUGACGUCCAGUGUUGCUGGAUCUUCGUCUUUUUGUCAUUGACCUGCAUCCCGAAGCCUGACAAGUAUAUUUGUUUAUUUCUUUUUCUUCUUUUUCCUUUUGUUUCUGGGUUUUCUUCUGUUCGUCUGUUUUUUCUGUCUCUAUUUCUCUCUCUCUCUCUGUCUUUGUUCUUUCUUUCUUUCUUUAUUUUUGUUUCUCUUCCUCUCUCUCAUUUUAUUUCUUUUCUUUCUUUCUUUCUUUCUUUCUUUCUUUCUUUCUUUCUUUCUUUCUUUCUGUUUCUUUUCUCUUUCUUUCUGUUUCUUUCUUUCUUUCUUUCUUUCUUUUCUUUCUUUUUCUCUUUCUUUUCGUCUUUCUUUCUUUCUGUUUCCUUUUGUUUGCUUGUUUCUUUCUGUCUCCCUUUGAUUGUUCCUUUCUACCUUUCUUUCUUUCUUUCUUUCUUUCUUUCUACUCCUAUUACCAUACUCUUCUUUCUUUCUUUCUUUCUUUCUUUCUUUCUUUCUUUUUCUUUCUUUCUUUCUUUCUUUCUUUCUUCUCCUAUUACCAUACUCUUCUUUCUUUCUUUUCUUUCUUUCUUUUUCUUUCUUUCUUCUCCUAUUACCAUACUCUUCUUUCUUUCUUUCUUUCUUUCUUUCUUAACUUUCUUUCUUUCUUUGUCUCUUUCUUUCUGUCUCUCUGUUUCUUCUUUCUUUCUUUGUAUGUUUGUUUCUUACUUUCUUUUCUCCUUCCUUUCUGUUUCCUUUUGUUUGCUUCUUUCUUUCUGUCUCCCUUUGAUUAAACGAAAUAUCUAUCUCUCAGUCCAUCUAAGUCUAUUCAUAUCUAUCUAUCUAUCUAUCUAUCUAUCUAUCUAUCUAUCUAUCUAUCUACACGAAAUAUCUAUCUAUCUAUCUAUCUAUCUAUCUAUCUAUCUAUCUAUCUGA